Microplitis demolitor is the source of this 1580-nucleotide messenger RNA. It is a transcript of the gene Syx16, whose product is annotated as syntaxin-16. The transcript is spliced from 5 exons. The record is from RefSeq and is a predicted model, not a curated record. Bases 502 to 1482 code for a protein of 326 amino acids. Lineage: Eukaryota; Metazoa; Arthropoda; Insecta; Hymenoptera; Braconidae. Gene Ontology annotation, molecular function: SNAP receptor activity; SNARE binding. Gene Ontology annotation, biological process: vesicle fusion; vesicle-mediated transport; intracellular protein transport. Gene Ontology annotation, cellular component: SNARE complex; membrane; endomembrane system.
UGUUGAAAAAAAUUUGAAAAUUGUUAAUUGUCAAUUGUUUGCUAAUUUCAGAAUCAUGUAUUUUUCUAGUAACAAGUUUCUAAUUAUUUUGUCAUCACUUUGGUGACUUGAUAUGUCAAAAAACAGCUUCAAAACUGAUAUCUUAUGUCACAAAACCAAGUGUACUACUGGGGAAUAUAGACCACCAUUCGCGCAGGCGCGAGUGGAUCAGUUUAAAACUGAGUUUGGAUAAUAUAUUUAACCUCAGUCAUAGCCAUAUUUGUUUUUUUAUUAACUAGUUUAUAGUAUAUAUUUAUUAAAGUUUAUUUAUGAAUAUUUCUAUGUGCAAUUGGUAUUGUUUCUUAAUUAAAAAUUUUAAUUUAUAACAUUAUUCCAUUAAUAAAUGUUUUUUGUUCGUUCGAUUGUAAGAUAAAUGGAAAUAAAUUAUCCGAUACACGGAUUAGUAACAGCCUUAUCUGAUAUAUAUUUAAUUAAUUAAGUAAAUAAAUAAAUAAAUUAACAAUGGCAACACGAAAUCUUACUGAGCCAUUUGUGCUUAUGAGAAAUAAUGCAUUGCAAAGUAAACACAUUUAUGCGGAGCAGAAUUUAUCUGAUCGCAUGGCGCUUGUUAGUUCGGAGAACAGAUCAUCUGACAGCGUCGAAUUAAAAGGAAUAAAUGGGAGCAAUUUGACAGCUCCAGCCUGGGCAGAUGCUCUCGAAGAAACUCAGUAUAUUUUAAGUCGUUUGAAAAUAAAAUUAGACAGUUUAAUUGAAAUACAUGCUAAGCAUUUAACACGGCCAACUCUUGAUGACACUUCCCAGGAAGAAAGACAGAUGGAACAAUUAACUCGCGAAAUAGGCCGCGCAUUUUCUAGCGGGCAUCGGCAAGUUCAAAUAGUUAAAGGAGCUGCAAGACAUGAAACACGACAUGCAGAAAAACAAUUAGCGAUGAGCGCUGUUCUGGCCCUUUCCUCAGCGCUCCAGGACUUGGGUAUCCGGUAUAGAACUGCUCAGAAUAAUUACAUCCAACAAUUGAACUCAAGGGAAGAAAGGAAUAGGCCAUUUUUUGGUGAAGAUCGAAUGCUGCCUGACGUUUCUGUGGACUCGUGGCCUGCGGAGUCACCGUCUAAUGAAAUUAAUGACCAGUUUUGGCAGCCGAGACAGCAGCAAAAACAGGAGACUGUGCUCUUGAUGCUUGAGGAUGCAGAAGAAUCAAUGAAGCAGGCGGUUGAAAGGGAGCAAGAAGUAAAUCAUAUUGUUCAAAGUAUAGCUGAUUUAAAUUAUAUAUUCAAGGACUUAGCUACUAUGGUACACGAUCAAGGUAGUAUUCUCGACCGUAUUGAUUACAAUAUUGAACAUACUCAAGGUAAAGUUCAGGAGGGAUACCAGCAAUUAAAAAAAGCUGAUUCUUAUCAACGAGCUAACCGUAAACUCUACUGUAUUUUUAUCCUUGCCGCGGCUAUUAUUUUCCUCAGUUUCUUAUUUAUUUUAUUUAAAACCUGAAUCUUAUUGCUUUUAUUCAUCCUCUUGGUUAUUUUCUGUGCAAUUUGUACUCAAUACUAAGCAAAUCUCAUUUACCACGAUACCCUUAUUAUUAUUAU